CCCGAGCUUAUGGAGAUUAUUUUUCAGAACUAUAAGUAGCAUCUAUUUACCUCUUGCUUUUAGUCUUGGACAUUGGAAAAAGUUGUUAAUAUGUUAAAUCUGAAGCUUUUGGCGGCAAUACUAAUUGGCUUUAUAACUACCCAAACAAAGUCGUUGCAAACAACAAGUGAGAAAAAAUGCGCGGAAUUUCAUCCAGUUGGGAACACAGGAAACCUUGUAUUUAUUGAACCCACUGCAAGGGGUUAUGAGUCCGCGAAGCUCAAUGAAUUUCCGUACAUGGUGGCUAUUGGUUGGAAAAGCAAAAAUGAGACUACAUUCCAUCAAUGCGGAGGUGUCGUUAUUGAUCCUAGAUAUGUAAUUGGUCCAGCAUUUUGUGUCCAGCACUUGCCUGCAAGCAAACGGCCAUCUAUAAUUUUGCUGGGUAGCCUCAAUUUAGAGUCGCCGCAAACAGUCGAAAACACAGUUGGAAUUAAAACUAUGGUGAUACAUCCCAAUCGUACCGAACGUGGAGUUAAUGAUGACAUUGUUAUUUAUGAACUUGAGGAAAGUGUUUCUAUUCGGCCCACGUGCUUAUGGACUAAGGCAGAUAUAACUGCCUCAGAGGGUACAUCUCUAAUGUAUGACACAGAAACUGGUAAAUCUGGAAAGUUGAUAAAAAUUCAAAGGAAAAUUUAUUCUGACUAUGAAUGUUUCAAAUCAUAUGAGAAAUAUCCGCGGGUUAACCAAGGAAUAGGAACAACACAGUUCUGUGCAGCAGAACUUAAUCCUGAUGAUUGUCAUACUGAAACAUUUGAGGGCCCUCUCCUCAUCCAAGAGCGGAAGUCAGAAAAGAAUGUGGUUCCUUACUUGAUUGGCUUAUCAUCAUUUGGUGGGAUUUGUGGACGUUUUUCAGCUCCAACUGUUUACACAAAAAUUUCUGGUUAUAUAAACUGGAUAGAAUCUGUUGUUUGGUCAAAUGUCAAGAAUUGAUUGAAUUUGAAAGAAAUCGUUUAAUUUGAUUUUGCUGAGA
Messenger RNA from Hermetia illucens (black soldier fly), 1009 nucleotides. RefSeq names its product serine protease snake-like. Lineage: Eukaryota; Metazoa; Arthropoda; Insecta; Diptera; Stratiomyidae. The record is from RefSeq and is a predicted model, not a curated record. The transcript is spliced from 8 exons. Gene Ontology annotation, molecular function: serine-type endopeptidase activity. Gene Ontology annotation, biological process: proteolysis. The coding region runs from base 91 to 969 and encodes 292 amino acids.